Messenger RNA from Penicillium verhagenii, 270 nucleotides. RefSeq lists its product as uncharacterized. Lineage: Eukaryota; Fungi; Ascomycota; Eurotiomycetes; Eurotiales; Aspergillaceae. The record is from RefSeq and is a predicted model, not a curated record. The transcript has a single exon. Bases 1 to 270 code for a protein of 89 amino acids.
AUGGCAACCAGAGUCCAACACUUGGAUGCCAAGAACAAAGCUCACCCAUACCCACCAGAGCAAACGGCAAGAGCUUACCUCGGCCAAUUUGCCACCGCAAAUCCCCGUCCCUUGUUCCUUGCAGGAGCGGACCUGACGGGAGUCGCAGGAACCCCUCCCUGUGGACGACAUCAUCAACACCUACCCAACCAGAAGGGUACCGAGUUCCCAAGCGGAGACUUAUCCUGCCGCCCGGGGCAGGGGGCAUCCAAUCGCCGACCACAAUUUUAG